Molecule: messenger RNA, 1667 nt
Organism: Entelurus aequoreus (snake pipefish)
Lineage: Eukaryota; Metazoa; Chordata; Actinopteri; Syngnathiformes; Syngnathidae
Exons: 5
Coding region: 408-1667 (419 amino acids)
Source: RefSeq, a predicted model, not a curated record
AGAAAAUCAACUUUAUCUAAAUUCUGAGAUGUGGAGCUGUCUCAACAACAUUCUCGCGAGAUUUGGCACGGCGCCCCAUGAGUCCAAUCAUAUUUGCUCUUACUGGAAAACACGCAUGCGCAUUUAGUGGGCGGAUGUGACUUGAUUUCGUUUGGAAGAAACAAUUCAGCAUCGAAGGAAUAACGACUGAAAUGUCCAAAUGACAAAACGAAAACCUGGAAAACGAUGGAGAAGAACUGGUAAAGAAGUCGACUCAAAUAAACGAUGAAGAAGGACUGUACAAUUGUCAUUCCGUCUGCAGCCACCAUGUGAAUGUGGAGACUGAUGAGCAAUGUCUAAGAGGUAGCAGCAGGGGAACACUGCAGGAGGCGGUGCCUCCUGAAGGAGCCCAAAACACUGCUCUUCAAAUGGAACACAUCCAACCUCCAGGUGUCCAUGCAGGAUGUACCACUCUGGAACAUCAAGCCUCUCCCUACCUGCCAGCACAUGAAAAUAUUUCUACUUUUGACUCUAUCAAAGAGAAUGGAAAACCAUUUUCCAGAUCAGCCCUCAUAGAUCCUCCUGAUGGCCUAACAACUGAACUACAUGUCGAUGCUGAGUAUGAUCCAUCUCAAUCAUUUGAGGAAUCUCUCCCUGAUAUGGGGGAUUGGAUGUACAAUGACAGACAUACGUUUAAUGAAGGAUUUGAAGAUAGUUUGAGUGAGGAGUGUGCAGAAGAGUCAAAUAUCAAGGACACAACAGACAAACCAAUAUAUGACAAUGUAUCAGUAACCAUGGCAGAGUGCCUUCUGAUCAUCAUGUGUUAUGUAAACUGUCAUAAAGUCACUGAUAAGGCCCUAAGCGAUUUGCUGAAAAUGUUCAAGUUGCUUUGUCCCGAUAGUCUGAAUGCAGACUGCUUAAACAGUGUACAGAAGUUCAAAAACUUUUUUUUAUCCCGCUCUGCAUCAUCGCCUAUUUUAUUACAUAAAUACUGCAGUAAUUGUUUUGGGCCAUUAGAAAGUAAACAAAUAAAAUGCCUGUCUUGUGGGACCAGUGUGUCAGAAGAAAGAUCCUCAUCCUUUAUAGAGGUUCCAAUUAAGGCUCAAAUAAGGUCUUUGUUCCUCAAGCCAGGUUUUCAGGAGAAGCUUAACUUUAGAUUAAGCAGAAAGAAGGCAGAUGCUAACAACAUUGAAGAUAUAUAUGAUGCAGAAGUUUACAAACAGCUUGUCGAUAGGGGUGGUCCUCUUAGUGACCCUAAAAACAUCUCACUUACUUGGAACACAGAUGAAGACAAAAAUGGAUAUUUGUUAAGGCUCAUACAUGGUACUCAAAAUAUACCUAUGCAGAUGGUAAAUGUAGUCAAACUUGUGCAGUCUAUUCCUGUUAUUUCACAAACUAUUAAACCAGGGAAUGUCAUAGCUGAAUUUUACAGACAUAUGACUAAAGAUGAUAGUUUCUGUCAGGAAAACAAAUAUUUGUCUAGGAUUAAACUAUAUGGAGCAUCUAGUGAACUUCUAUUGGACACAGUUCACCUCUCUGCAUUGCAAAUACAUGCUGGUCACUGCAUCAAUUCUGGAACCGUAAGCAUCUUUCACAGGGCACAAGUUAAGAAAUAUUUAGGCCUACUACGCUACUGUAUUUUAAUAUUAGUCCUUAUCAUGGUGGUUGGAGAGCCAAAUGUUUUCUGA